CAGAAGAAGAGGAGGAGGGUGAGUGAGUAAGUGGAACUAGCCGAAGUGAUUCAAGCAUUUCUUUGAGACUCUGUGCAUCUCUGCAGAUUGCUGCCUGAGGAUCUAAGCACCAGACCAGGAAUCUUGCCAAGUGACCAUUCCACAGGGAUCAGCCAUCAUGAAAAUUGCUGUGCUUAUCUUAUGUCUUUUCACUGUUGCCUUUGCCUUACCAAUCAGCAAAUCAAGACAUCAUGAUGAUUCUAGGAGUGCAGAAAGAAAACAUGACUCCAGAGAAGAUGAAGCUUAUGCACACCACAGUCACCACCACAAUUCACACAGCCACGAACACAGUCAUGAGCAUAGAAACAGCCAAGAAUCACAAGAACAUGCAUCUUCUCAACUGAACUCUCAGUCUUUGGAAGAUCGUGAUGAGAUCACUGAGCAGCAGACCCUUUUGGCAUCUUCAAGCAAAAGUCAUGAAGAUGAUGAUGACCAUAGUGAUGCUUCCAAUGACGAUGAUCAUGUAGAUUCAGAUGAAUCAGAUGAGUCUCACGAAACCUUCACUGACUUUCCCACCGAUGCUCCUUUUACCCUACCUGUCUCUCCUGAUCCCUUCACAGGCAGAGGAGAUGUUGCACCUUAUGGAAUAAGGGCAAAACUUGACCGGAUGAGUUUGGGGAAGUCUGGCAAGGCACACAAAAAAUCUGGAAAGUUUGAUUCUCAAGAUUUUUCAGAUGAAGUUGACAGCACACCAGAUGAAGACAGCCAUGAAUAUUCUAAGGCACGUUCUUUGGAAAGCCAUGACACCAGUGUAGAAAGAGUUGACAAAAGUAACCUGAGGGACAGCAAUGAAGUCCACAGUGCAUCUCAUGAGAGAAGUCUGGAGGAUAACAGCCAAGAGAAACCUGAGAGUGUAGAGGACAGCCAUGACAACAGCAAAGUUACCAUUUCCCUAGAAAGCACUGAAAGCAGAGAAGAGAAAAAGGACCGCAGUGAGGAACUCCAACAGUUAGAGCCUGAUGUUGAUGAUGUCAGCAACCAAACUUUGGAAAGCACUGAGAGUCACCAUAGUGUUGAGGAUCACCACAGCGCUGAGGAUCACCACAGUGCUGAGGAUCACCACAGCGCUGAGGAUCACCACAGUGCUGAACAUCACGAUAGUGUUGAGGACAAUGAGGUCAUCCUCUAAAUGGCAGCAUAAGAUAGGCCAAUACUUAUCUGAGAGAACUCUCCAUAUUUUUUGCAUGUAUGGGCACAACUAAGAUCAAGGCCGAAAUCCAUCACAAGUGUUUUUAUUUUGCUGAGUUGCAAAAAGAGAGUAAGAAGGGCAAUGCAAUUUUUACUUGAAUGUUUGCUCCCAAUUAUAUACACAUAAUUUGGAUUUCAAGCUGUAGCAAUUAUAACUAGCAGCAAUUGUAAACAUGCUGUCUGAUCCUGUUCAUGCUUAUUUGGAAGUAGGUCUGACAGAUCUUCAGUAGAACUUCCUCCAAAUAAACUUGCUUAGGAUUUCAGUGUUAAAUGAACAAUACUAGUAGUCAUGACUAUUAGAGAAUAUUAAGCCAUUCUUGGUGCAUAAUUCCUGCUCUGUCUUACAGUAGUACGCUAUGAAGAAGAGAGAGAAAAUAAUGCUUGGGGGAAAAUCUAGUUUCACAUCCCCAGUACCUGUUGUGUAUCUUACAAUACUGUACUUCUGAAAUGUUUAAUAUUGCAAUGUAUAUUUUGUUGACAGUUGUGAGUUAAAUAAAGUGACAAAACUUUA
Messenger RNA from Python bivittatus (Burmese python), 1738 nucleotides. RefSeq names its product secreted phosphoprotein 1 (gene SPP1). The record is from RefSeq and is a predicted model, not a curated record. Lineage: Eukaryota; Metazoa; Chordata; Lepidosauria; Squamata; Pythonidae. Gene Ontology annotation, molecular function: extracellular matrix binding. Gene Ontology annotation, biological process: cell adhesion; osteoblast differentiation; positive regulation of bone resorption.